Messenger RNA from Ochotona curzoniae (black-lipped pika), 639 nucleotides. It is a transcript of the gene FIGLA, whose product is annotated as folliculogenesis specific bHLH transcription factor. Lineage: Eukaryota; Metazoa; Chordata; Mammalia; Lagomorpha; Ochotonidae. The record is from RefSeq and is a predicted model, not a curated record. Gene Ontology annotation, molecular function: RNA polymerase II transcription regulatory region sequence-specific DNA binding; DNA-binding transcription factor activity, RNA polymerase II-specific; protein dimerization activity. The transcript has 4 exons. Gene Ontology annotation, biological process: regulation of transcription by RNA polymerase II; developmental process. Bases 1 to 639 code for a protein of 212 amino acids.
AUGGACGCCGCGCUGCCCGCACCCCUGGGCGCCCCGCAGGCCGAGGUGCUGGAGGACGUGCUGCACGAGCAGUUUGGGCCGCUGCCGCAGCUGGCUGCCAUCUGCCGGCUCAAGCGGCGGCCCUCGGGCGGCUACUCGUCCACCGAGGACCUGCAGCUGGUGCUGGAGCGGCGACGCGUGGCCAACGCCAAGGAACGCGAGCGGAUAAAAAACCUCAACCGUGGUUUUGCCAAACUGAAGGCACUUGUGCCAUUUCUUCCCCAAAGCAGGAAGCCUAGCAAAGUUGAUAUUCUGAAAGGUGCGACUGAGUACAUACAGAUUCUCAGUGAUGUUUUGGAAGGAGCCAACAACCCAGAGAAGCAAGACUCAGAUGAGCAGAACUAUAGCAAAAAUCCUUCAGAGCCACACAUGUGCUUGGCUAGAGAGCUCUCGAGGAACGUUGCCCAGCAUCCCAGCUGUGCUGUCAUCAGCUUGAAGAACGAGGAAGGGCCUUGGGCAGAUGGUGGCAGUGGUGAGCCAGUGUGUGCUUGUCACCAGAGCAUGGCAUCCGCGACUGGAGUGAUCUCAUCGACUGGGAGUCUGGCCAGAUUUCCAGAAGUAGACCUCCUGAAUCACAGGUGGGUAUAUUCUGUGACUUGA